CGUUGCUCGGUCAUUGUAUCUUUUUUUUAAGUUUAUAAUGUCAAAACCUGACCCAAAUGGUAAUACAAUGCCCGGAAAGGAGCCCCUUAUUAAGGAGCAAGACCGAUUUCUACCCAUUGCCAACAUUGCUAGAAUUAUGAAGCGUGCUAUACCCGAAAAUGGUAAAAUGGCCAAAGAAUCCAAGGAAUGCGUCCAGGAAUGUGCCUCAGAGUUUAUUAGUUUUAUUACUAGCGAAGCUUCUGAUAGAUGCCACCAAGAAAAGCGUAAAACUAUUAACGGCGAGGAUAUAUUAUGGGCUAUGCAAUCUCUUGGCUUUGAUCCGUAUAUAGAGCCUCUUAAGCUAUAUUUGCAGCAGUAUAGAGAGUCUAUUAAAGGGGAUAAAGUCAGGGAAGAUGAAGAGGAUGAGGGUAGCGGUGGUUGAGUUAUUAUUUGGCUUAUUGUGUAUAUAUUUUGAU
This is a messenger RNA of Zophobas morio, 455 nucleotides long. Its product is annotated as nuclear transcription factor Y subunit beta-like. Gene Ontology annotation, molecular function: DNA-binding transcription activator activity, RNA polymerase II-specific; RNA polymerase II cis-regulatory region sequence-specific DNA binding; protein heterodimerization activity. Gene Ontology annotation, cellular component: nucleus; CCAAT-binding factor complex. NCBI's taxonomy places the organism in Eukaryota, Metazoa, Arthropoda, Insecta, Coleoptera, Tenebrionidae. The record is from RefSeq and is a predicted model, not a curated record. The transcript is spliced from 3 exons. Gene Ontology annotation, biological process: regulation of transcription by RNA polymerase II. The coding region runs from base 38 to 421 and encodes 127 amino acids.